AUGCCCUCAUUUGAGGUUCAGCCAAUUCCAGGCAAAGGAAAAGGUCUCAUAGCUAUUCGAAGAAUCACCAUGGGCACACGCAUUCUGAUCGAGAGCCCUCUCCUCCAAUCAAACAAUGCACCGCCAGCCUCACUCGAGCCUAUUUUGGCGAGGAAACUAAAGGCCCUUACGAAGGAACAACAACGUCAGUUUCUGUCACUGCAUAACAACUUUCCUGGAAAAUAUCCUUUCAGUGGCAUCAUGGAAACCAACGCGUUACCUUGUUGGAAUGGAGAGGCUAGCGGCGGUGCCGUAUACCCUAUCAUCUGCUUGAUCAAUCAUAGCUGUAACGCCAACGCUCACAGUAGUUGGAACGAAGCUCUUGAGCAGCAAACGAUCCACGCCACUCGAGACAUAGCGCCUGGCGAAGAAAUCACGAUAUCCUAUGGUGAUGCGGACCUGUUUGCGAGACGCAAAACAUGGCUGAGGGAAAACUUCGGCUUCGACUGCAACUGCUCGGUCUGCCUUCUUCCACCUGCUGAACUGGAGAAGAGUGAUAGACGACGGGAGCUGAUUCAACAACUUGACACGAGAAUUGGUGACCUGUUCUGCAUGAUGAGUAGACCUAAUGUCAGCCUUGCGAAUUGCCGUUUACUACUUCAAGUCUUGAAGGAGGAAUUUGCAAACGGCACCACUCCGUUGCUAGCCAAUGCCUAUAAUGACGCAUUCCUCGUCGUCAUUAGACAUGGAGAUGUUGCACGUGGAGCAAUAUUUGCAGAGAGAGCAUACCAGAUCAGAAUCAUCUGCUAUGGGGGAGACCAUCCGGAGACUCAAAUGAUACAGCGAUUGGCUGAGGAUCCAAAGAUCGACAAAGGAUUUGCGGCUUAUUCCAAGCGGUGGACCACGGAGAAGGGAGAAAUUCCACAAGAGUUGAAGGGGGACGAAUUUGAGAAAUGGCUAUGGCGACAAGAGUAG
Fusarium poae is the source of this 954-nucleotide messenger RNA. RefSeq lists its product as uncharacterized. The transcript has a single exon. The record is from RefSeq and is a predicted model, not a curated record. Lineage: Eukaryota; Fungi; Ascomycota; Sordariomycetes; Hypocreales; Nectriaceae. Bases 1 to 954 code for a protein of 317 amino acids. Gene Ontology annotation, molecular function: protein binding.